GCUGUGUCAGUCACUCUGUCAGCUUGAAGAGGAAAACAAUUGCACUUUAAAAUCUGCAGUACGCGCUAAUUCUACUAAUAGGAUCCAGCAGUGUGUUUGCUCCAACAACAUGUGGACGAUCCCGAAGCCCAGAUACAGGAGGUGCGAGGAUGAGCCUGAGAUCACGGUGAACAUCGGCGGGGUCCGAGUGGUGCUUUUUGGGGAUGUUCUCAAUCGUUACCCGGAGAGCCGACUGGCCGAGUUGCUGAACAGCUCCUCGGCGCACAACGACGAACUUAUUUCCUCUCUCUGUGACGACUUUGACCCCAACAGGAAAGAGUUUUACUUCGACCGAGAUCCAGAUGCCUUCAAGUGCAUCAUGGAUGUUUAUUACCUGGAUGAAAUCCACAUAAAACGCGGCAUUUGCCCCAUUUGUUUCAUCAAGGAGAUGGAAUUCUGGAAGAUCGACCAGAGUGUUUUGGAUGACUGCUGUAAAAGUUACCUGAGCGAGAAGGAGGGCGAGCUGAAGGACAUCGCCGGCAAGGUGAAGGUAAUUUUGGAGGAUCUGGAGGAGGACCAGAACGCUUCUGGCACCCAGCAGUGUCAGAGGGUCGUCUGGAGGCUCAUGGAGAAGCCUGGUUCCUCCUUCCCGGCGCGCGUAAUUGCUAUCGCGUCCUUCCUCUCCGUCCUGGUGUCGGCGGUGGUGAUGUGCGUGGGAACCAUCCCGGAGUUGCAGGUGUCAGACGCCGAGGGGAAGCUGGUGGAACACCCGACUUUGGAGGCGAUAGAGACCGCCUGCAUGAUGUGGUUCACGGCAGAGUACCUGCUGCGCCUCGCCUCCUCACCCGACAAGUUGCACUUUGCGCUCUCUUUCAUGAACAUCGUCGACUUCAUGGCCAUCAUGCCUUUCUACGUGGUGCUCAGUCUGACGUACCUCGGCACCUUCUCCAUGAUGGAGCUGGCCAACGUUCAGCAGGCGGUGCAGGCGCUGCGCAUCAUGCGCAUAGCGCGCAUCUUCAAGUUGGCGCGCCACUCCUCAGGACUCCAGACACUCACACACGCCCUCAAGAGGAGCCUCAAGGAGCUGGGGCUGCUCCUCAUGUACAUGGGCGUGGGGAUUUUUGUCUUCGCCGCCCUGGGCUACACAAUGGAGCAAAGUCACCCCAAGACUCUCUUCGGGAGCAUUCCACAAUCCUUCUGGUGGGCCAUCAUCACCAUGACUACGGUGGGAUACGGAGACAUCUACCCCAAAACCACUCUGGGCAAGUGUAACGCAGCCCUGAGUUUCCUGUGUGGAGUCAUAGCCAUCGCCUUACCUAUACACCCUAUCAUUAACAACUUUGUGGUGUUUUACAACAAGCAGAAGGAGCUGGAGACUGCAGCAAAGCAUGAAGUGGAGCUGAUGGAGCUUAAGUCUGGUGGGGACAUCCAGCACAGAAAAGACAGCGAUAAUGACAAAACAUAGAAAGCACAACGUGUGUGUUUAACAAAUUCAGAGUGUCUAUAAAGCGUGCAUAUCAUGGUAAAAAAAAAGGGGACUCAUUAAUGCAUGUAGAUCAGGGGUGUCAAACAUACGGCCCGCUGGCCUAACCGGUUUCAUCCGGCCCACGGGACGAGUUUACGCGGUAUAAAAAUUUGUUGAAAUUUUUGAAUGAAAGAAACCGCUGUUCUAAAUGUGUCCUCUAGAUGUGGCAAUAGCAAUUAUUUUUAUCUUUGCAGAUGAUGCUCAAUAUGUAAACAAAAUAAACCACAUGUUAGUACAUCAGUCGAGGAACAUGAGCAAACCACAUAAAUAACAUCCUGUAAUUUGAUUUUGAUAUAAUUUUUGAAUCAUGAUGAGAUUGAUAACUAACACCAAUGAGUUGACUGAUGAACAAUUUUGCAUAAUUUAUUGAGAAAGUAUAAAUAACAACAAAUACAAAUAGAAUACUAUAAACAACAUUAUGAUUUGUACAUUUUCAGAAUGUGCUUGUUCUAUUUUUAAACAAAGAAAACAAUCUGAAGUUGUCUUUAUUUUUAAAUUAUCGUGCCGUGAUUUUACCAGCCCGGCCCUCCUGGGAGUAGAUUUUUCUCCGUGUGGCCCCCAUCUAAACUGAGUUUGACACCCCUGAUGUAGACGAUCACAAUGCAUCCCACCCAACAUCCUCAUUUGUUUAUACUGAUUUUAUGGAGCAUGGCUGGUGCAACAUUUUGAACAGAGUGGAGAAUUCCAAAGCAGUCCCCACAAAUAUGAAUUGAAUCUGAAUUAAGAUUGCAACUGGAAGUACAAUUGCAAUUAAAAUGAAAGAAAAUAGAAUUGAAAUGACGCGAAAUUUCAAUUAAAAAUGUUGGUUUCAUGGAAAUAAUAUUACUAUGAUCUGCAUGUAUAGGGUGUCCCAAUCUGAUAUUGCUAUCAGAUAUCAGCAAAAAAACUAAUAUUGGCUUGCAUGUAAAAUCGCUGCAAUAAUUAGCUUCUAUACAAGCAGUUACUUGUGCAAAGCAAUUAACAUCGAAAUGUCCUCCAAUAAAAAGUUGGUCCUUUCUUGGAUUUUAGUGAAGUCAUUAACAAAAGGUAAACAUGGUAGUCUAUAGGC
Messenger RNA from Nerophis ophidion (straightnose pipefish), 2552 nucleotides. RefSeq names its product potassium voltage-gated channel subfamily F member 1-like. NCBI's taxonomy places the organism in Eukaryota, Metazoa, Chordata, Actinopteri, Syngnathiformes, Syngnathidae. The record is from RefSeq and is a predicted model, not a curated record. Gene Ontology annotation, molecular function: protein binding; voltage-gated potassium channel activity. The transcript has a single exon. Gene Ontology annotation, biological process: protein homooligomerization; potassium ion transmembrane transport. Gene Ontology annotation, cellular component: voltage-gated potassium channel complex; membrane. The coding region runs from base 110 to 1444 and encodes 444 amino acids.